UUAAGCAAGUCCAUCACGUCCCCAUUGCCCCGGCAACCAGCAGGUAUCACAGGAUCCUCGGCCAGGGCCUGCCCGCGAUUGGCUGCCGAGCGGCGUCAGGGAGAGGGGAAGGGCAGGGCACCGACAUCAUCAGCAGCAGCAGCCAGGAGCAAAAUCAGAGGCAGCAUCAAUCGGUAGCAGUUUCACAGGCACAGUGACAUCAGCAAGCAGCAGCAGCAGCAUCGUCGUCGUCAUCAUCACAUGCAGCAGACGGCAGCAGUAUCUCAGGCACAGUGACAUCAGCCGCAGCAGCAUCACCGUGAUCAUCAUAAGCAGCAGUACCAGCAGCAGCAGCAUCUUAAGAGGCAGAAGCAUCAGCAGCAGCAGCAUCAGCAGCAUCAUCUUAAGAGGCAGAAUCAGCAGCAGCAUCACUGGCGGGCGUGGCUGGAACGAGGGAGGAGGAGGAGGAUCGUGGAAGAGAGCGAGAGGAUUUUUUAUGCCGGACGGGUACAGGUGGGCCGGCAGCAGGUCGCGCUCCUUGAGCACCUGCCCCCCCGGCUCCUCUCGGCGCUGAGGAUCCGUCCGCGGCCGCCGCCGCCGCAGCAGCCGCAGCCGCGAUGCCGGACAAGAAACUGAUGCAGGACGACCUGGGCGACGCCCGGGUCGGGAACCAGAACUUCUACGGCCACGCCGCGGACGGCCGCGCGUUCCGCCCCGUGGGGCCGGGCCCGGUCGGCCGGGCCCUGGGGGCGUUCGAGCGCGAGCCGGCCGGCUGGGCAGACGAGGGCGGCUGGUACGAGCGCCUGCCCCCCCUCUACGCGCCGGCCGACUGGGGGGCCGUGCUCAACCUGCCCGAGAUCGAGGAGUGGCUGCGGCGCACGGCGGAGCGCGUGCGGGACCUGGCGGAGUUCGUGCAGCACGACACGAGCAACCGGCACAUCGACUUGCACCUGGUGCAGCUCAAGGACAUCAGUGAGGACAUCUCGAGCCACGUGGAGGUGGUGCACGCCUUGCUCGAGACGGCCUUCCCGCUGCGUCUGCUCGCCGUCUCCGUGCAGGUGUUGCUGGACAUCCAGGCGGCGCACCUGCUGUGGCACCAGCUGCGCGUGUCCACGCUGGUGCUGCGCGAGCGCAUCGUGCGCUGCCUGCAGGACUCCAACGGGAACUUCACGCGCCAGCCCGACAUCCUGCAGGCGGUGGGGGGCGGCGGGGGGGAACACAGCUGCUUCGAGUCCCUGGGCAGCGUGGAGGACCUGCAGAACCUCAUCGUCAAGUGCUCCAAGAAUUAUUUCUCGCUCGACUGCGGCAUCACCGCCAUCGAGCUGUCGGACUACAGCCCCAAGGAGGAGGAGGCGGCCGCUCCGCAUGCCGACCCCGACCCUGAUGGACGGGAGCCGCUGGAGGCCGACGCGGAGGAGGAGGAUGAGCAGGUGAAGGAGGUGAAGGAGGUGAAGGAGGAGACGGUGCGAUCGGCAGGUCCAGGUCGGCGCGGCCGCCGCGAGCCACAACCGGACGUCGGAGCCGGUGGCUUUCCUGGCAUGGCCGACGGAAGCCGCCCGUUGGCGUGCGGUUCGACCGAGCGGCAGGAUCGCGCCGGGCACGGCGGCGUUCAUCCCGAGCCCGAAGCCGGUCUGCCCCAUCGCGAGCGCGUGGAGGAGAACGAAGUCGGCGGACGCGCCGGCGAGACCGACGCCCCGCGGGGACCGACGGCCGUCACGGGGGCGAGCGGCCGCGUUCCCUCCGGACGCACGGAGGCCGCGCACGACGAGCUGGACCGCUCGGACGCGGAUUGUUCGCGGCGGCGGUCGAGGCGGCAAAGUGCGGUGGCGGUGCCGGUGGCGCCGGCGGGGAGAUUCUCGGCACCGGAGGCGGGUCGGCAGCUUGGCAUCUCCCCCGGUCGGCCCUCGUCGCCGCCACGUGGAGACGCGCGGGGGGCCACCACCACUUCGACGGAGGGUGACUGCGAAUAUUUCCAGGCGUCGUCGGAUCGAAGCAAAGGCGACGGCGACGAGGUGGACGGCUCCCAGGGAGGAGGAGGCGGCUCGUCCUCGCGUGCCACGGAGCGAGACGGCGAGCGUCGCCCACGUGACGCGCACGCAGAGGAGGAGGAGGAGAAGGAGGAGUCCUACCUCACCCUGUCCCACAGCGCGAGUCUCACAGCGGACGAGGGAGAGCCCCUGGAAGUCGGAGGCGGCAGAGCCGGUGACCCCGGCGACCUCGGUUUCUCCGGCGGCCCCGGCGUGUCGCCCCGCGACCCAGCCUCCCCUCCGCGCUGCGACUCUGCCGAGUACCUGGCGCUACUGACGCCGCCGCCGCCGCCGCCUCGGUUCCACGCGGCGGCGAGGGACCUGGACGACUGGGAGCUGUCGGAGGCGGCGUCGGACCCCGGCUCCCCCGAGCGGGGCCACGGCACUCCGGUGCCGUGGGACGAGCCGAGCCCCGACGCCGAGGCCGGCGCCGGCGCGGUGACGGGGGGCGGCCGCGGCACCGGCUUCACCGGGAAGCCGUUCGACGACACGUUCCCGGACGCGUCGUCGGACGACGAGCAGGAGGGCGCGCUGCUCGCCGCCACCGCGCCGGCACUCGACCGCCCGGGAGCCCGGCGACUCCACGAGGAGCUCCGCGGUUGUCUCCGGGGACACCCGGACGCCGACGUCGCACGCAGAGUCGAGCUGUUUGCCCAGCGGCUGGGGGAGCUGGAGGGCUGGGUGGAGGCAGCCGCCGGCGCCCUGCACGAGUGGACGCCCCCCCAUGACUCCGCCAACGCCCCGAGCCCCCAGACGUUGCAGCUGAACCCGGACGCUCACCGAGCGGCGAAGGAGCUGGUGCUGGCCGAGGGGCUCGCGCUCCUCUCGCUGCCGCAGCUCGCCCAGUCCGGCCUGAAGGGCGAGCUGGAGCGCGUGGAGCGCCUGUGGCGGGAGCUGAGCGAGGGGGCGCCGGAGGCGCGGGGCGACGGGGGCGGCCGUCGCCCCGCCGGCGGCGGCAUCCGCGGAGACGACCCCACCAGGACGGAUGGGACGAGGCCCGACCAGCCGCAGGCAAAUGGCCCGGAAGCAUCCGAGAAGUUGCUGCAGUGGCAGGAAGUCGACAUCGCCGUCUCUACGGAGGAGGGGGACGAGGAGGAGGAUGAGGAGCAGGAGGCCACGAUGCGCGACCUCUGGGCCUGGUUGUGCAACGUGGACGAGGCCCUGGCGGGGGCGGCUGGAUGGGGCCCCCUCGCGUCCCCACGGCACCACCAGAGCCUCCUCAAGGUGUUUGGCGCGGAGCUCCCGCUGUGGCGACGACGGGUGGAGCGGAUCGCCGUGCGGGCGGCGGAGGGGGGUCCCCGGCGUGGGGGGCUCCACGCUCGGCUCCGGCCUCUGCUCCGCAAGUGGGACGCGGUGCAGGCGUUGCUGGAGGACGCGUGCCCCCCGUGCGAAGGCGACGGCGGCUCGCCGGCCGUCCGGGCCUUGCUGGGCGCCGACGCGGCCGCCCUGCUCACUCGCCUGGGCGUCGCCGUGCGCCACUUGCGCCGCUGGCUCCUCCACGCCGAGCAGCUGCUGCUGCACGCCGCGGCCGCCGGCGACGCAGACCUCGCCCGCGACCUGGACGCUCACGUCGGCCGCUUCAAGUCGCUGUGCGCUCACAUCCGGCAGCGGCGCAGGGGCAUGGGCGCCCUGCUGCGCCUGUGCCACCGCCUGCUGGAGCACGAGGAGAGCGCCGCCGGGAGUGGCGGCCGAUCCCCGCCGCAUCUCUCGGCUGCCACGCUCCACGGCACGUGGCCCGGCGCAGCCGCCGCCGGGACACCGCAAAACCCGGACGGCGCCCCCGGACCGGCGGACCGGACUCGCGGCGAGCCGUCCGCGAGCGACGAGCUACGGCCUCGCGGACGGACGGUUCCGGCUCGCGAGCCCCAGCGACCGGAGGUUGCCGGCGCUCCCGGACAAGGGGGCGGCGCGGAGUGGGUAGAGGCGGCGGAGCAGGCCGGAGGGGCCGGCGAGGUGCGGCGGCUGGCGGAGGGAAUGGAGCGGCGGUGGGAGGCGCUGGUGCUCCAGGCCGUGCACUGGCAGUCGCGGCUGCAGCGGUGCUGCACGCCGGAGCAGGCGCCGCUGCGGCACGUGGACGCGUCGCUCGCCGACCUGUGCUGCUCGAGCGACGAGGCGCUCGAGUGGGACGAGACCGACCUGGACAACGAGCUCAUCACCUCCACCUUCGAUGACGAGGGCGAGCACGACGAGGGGGAGCACGCCGAGGAGGAGCACGCGGACGACGACCCCACCAGCGCGUACUUCUCUGCCUCGGCGCCGCGUGGCCGGGCUCCGCGGGCGACGACGAAGGAGAAAAACGACGAGGAAGAGGAAGAGGAAGAGAGAGCAGCGGGAGGAGGAGGGAUGUCGUACGAGCCGGGCGGCUCGCUCGUCUACCAGGUCUACAGCGUGCACGACGUUUCCCUGGACGCCGACCCCACCCUGCCGCUCGACGGCGGCUUCGGCCUCCGUGGGCCGGGCAAGGCCAAGGGCCUGGUGAAGAGCGCCAGCAAGGACUCCUCCUUCUCCUCCACCGAGUCGCUGCUCAACCUCCUGGACGGGCUGCUGGGCGACGGCUGGGGGACGCCGGGCGUGACGGGCGAGUGCGAGAGCGGCAUCGCGAGCGAGGGCGACGCCGCCACCAUGUCCGACUCGCGGCCGCCGGGCGACGACGCGGCGCCCGGUGGGGCGGGAGACGUCCGCGCCGCGACGGGCGAGCGCUGCCCGGAGAAGGGGGAUGCGGCCGAUGAGAGGCGAGCGUCGCGGCGAAACCGCCCGGAUGAGGAUGACCGCGAGACGCCCAACCGGCCAGCGAGGCCUCUCGGCUUCUACGACAACGGCCACUUUCCAGAAGAGCCGGGGCGCCCGCCCCACGUGACGACGUCCGCGGGGUUUUCCGGAGCGCAGGUCCCCGAUGCGCAGUCGCCUCCUCCUCCUCCUCUGCCUCGUUAUUGUCUCUCCGAUCGCGACGACCCCGGGGCGGCGGAGAAGAAGCCGCUGCUCCGCGACGCCGCCGCUGCGCCGGAGCCACCCAGCCCCACGUCGUCGGCGUCGCUCACGGAGGACGAGCGCGACCUCCCGUCGAUGAAUUCGUCCGCAGACUCCACAUGCAUGGGCGGGGAGGAGUGCUACUACCACAGCGGUGCGCCGGCGGACAGGAGCGCGGCCACGGGGGUCGCCGCCGCUGGCUACCUCAGCGAGGCCACACUGGAGCUCCUGCAGCAGCUGGAAAAGGCGAGCGGCCGCCUGGGCGGGCGAGCGGCGCGUGGCGGCGCGUCGGGCGCGGCGCCGGAGAGCGUCUCGGCGCGGCCCUCGGUGCCGGGCGCUCGUCCCCCGCCGGAGGGGAGGCCCCGCGGGCGCGAGGACUCGGUCGCCUCCAUCUCAGAGCCGUCGGACGGGAGCUGCGAGGACGUCUCGCUGACGUCCGAUGACCGCGGCGAGCCGAGCGCCUCGCCGGCGGAGGACGCGAGCGUGAGCAUGAUCGUCAACAUCUCGGGCACGUCCGUCUGCUCGGAAGACGACGGCGACGACGACACGGACCUCCUAUCCAGCUCCACAGUGACCCUGAGCGACGAUGAAGAGGGCGACAAUGGCGGCGGCGACGAGGACGGCUUCUGCGUGGAUGAGGAGACCUCGUCCAGCUCGGGCAGCUGGGACGAGGACGACGACGACGAUGACGACAGCGACGACAGCGAGAGCUUCUCGGAGGACGAGUGUGCCGCCACGACCACGGCAAACCACGGCUUCUACCUGCGGCCUGCGUGGGAUGCGGCCCACCUGCAGAGCCUCACCGCGGUUCUCAGCGGCGGCGAUGGCGCCGCCGGGCGGCCGUUCGGAACGUUCUACGCGCGGUUCUCGCGUCCCGACCCACUGACCACUACCCUCGUGAACCCGUCGUGCGCAGCGGACGAGGGCGGCCUCCUCCCGCCCGGAACGUUCCGGGGAGCGGCCGACCCCGGCUCGGCGAGCAACGCCGACUUCGAGAACGGCAACGUGGACGAGUCGCCGUACCUGUCGUCCUUCGAGGAGGACAGUCUGUGCUUUGAGAACCCGGAGGGGGAGACGCUCUACGCGCCGGAGGGCCGGCCCAUUUCCCAGAGGGACUUUCUUGCCGAGAAGAAGAACAAGAAGAAGAUGGCGUCCUUCGUGCAGGCUGCGGUCUCCGCCCGGGCCGCCCGGGAGGACGGUGCAGAGCGUGGCGCCACCGGCGCGGCCGGCAAGGGCCACCGCCUCAUCAAGAAGUCGCACCAGAGGUGGAGCCACCCACCGGCGCGCGGGGACGAGCUCACGGCGGAAGACGCAGGUGGGCCGGAGCCGUCGCCGCCGCCGCCGCCGGGUAGUCAUUUGUGGUGCUCGGCCGAGCCUUCCGUGCUCCAGCCUACGACUCCGAUGCUGCCGGUGCCCUUCUCCACGACGAGGGAGGCGGGCGGCGUCACGCGGAGCAGCUCCGCCUCGUCCCUCUCGUUCUCGCGCAUCUCGGACGUCGGCCCGGACUCGGUGGAGAUUGACUGCGCCGCCGUGACGCCGCUGCGGCCCCGCGCGGACGCGCUCACGCUGGCGAUGGAAGCGCAGCUAAGCUGCUUCGAAGCGACAAUGGUGGCACCGCUGCGGCGGCGGCGUCGGGAGGAGGAGGAGGGUGAGCUCGCCUCCCCGGAGACCGGCACCGCGAGGCCGGCGCGUGGCGUGUGCCGCUACGUGACCGAGAUCAUCGAGAUCGCGUCGGCGGCACUCGUCAAGAUGUCCGCGCAGAGCGGGGGCGGCGGCUCCGUCCUCAACCGCACGUCCUCCUUCAGGCAGAGGAGCGAGCGGUCAAAACCGGCACCGCACGCCGGCGAGCCGCGCAAGGCCGCCGCGUACUCCUACGUGGCGCUGCGUGAUAGCGAGUGCGCCUGGGAGCUGAGCAGCUGCGACGACGACAUGUCCAGCACGCCGCUGCUGCCGCUUGACGAAGACACGCGCUCCGAGGAGGACGGGGAGCGCGGCGUUGCCGCCGAAGCACCACGGCCAGGGGCCGGAGCGCCGUCGGCGUCCCUGCCACCUCCUGCCGGGCGACCGGGCGCCACGAGCGAGACGGAGAUGCGGGGGACGGCCGGCGCUCCGGAGGAGGCCGCCGCACCGUCACCCGAGGGCUCGGCCCCUCCGCUGCUGCCGCCUCGCCGGCCGCUCCCGCCGCUGCCUCCGCCUCGGAACCCCCCGCCUCCCCCGCCACGCCGAUCCAGUAGCCUCCCGCACCCGACCGGCGCUCCCGCGUCUCCCGCGGUGUCUUCCGUAACGUCUCUCACGGGAUCUCCCGCCUCGUCUCCCGAUGGAGCGGCGCCAGCCUCUCCCGCCACGUAUCCCGCAACGUCGUCCGCCGCGUUUUCCAACGGAGCACCACCCACCUCUCCCGCCACGUCAUCCGUUGCGUCUCCCAACGGAGCACCAUCCGCCUCUCCCGCCAGGUCGCCCACUGCGUCUCCCAACGGAGCACCAUCCGCGUCUCCCGCCGUGUCUCCCGCCACAUCUCCCGCAGCGUCUCCCGCCGGAGCGCCUCCCACGCCGGAGGAAGAGGAGGAUGAGGAGGAGCAGGAGCAGGAGCAGGCGAACCGGAGCCUACAGAGUCUGCAGCAGGAGGACACUGGCUUGGACGAGAACAGCAACAGCAGCCAACCGACGGAGAGGAGCGGCAAGCGGCGUUCCCCCAAGCCCACGGGCGGCGUCGGAGUCGCCGCGUGGACGCGAGGGCAGGACCGCAACAAGAACGACCUCGUAGGCCCCGGCAACGGAAACACGGGCGGCACGACGGCCCCCAGGCGCACGCAGCAGGACGCCGUCGUCGCCGCGGUGAAGCAGCUCACGCCGAGGAGCCCGAGGCUCCGCGCGGGGCCCACGAGAACCUCGGAGGGGCCCGCGGAGCGCGGGAAAGGCUCCCGGGGCCUGGCCCACGUGGGGUCCGCACGGCAGGGCCACCCGGCGGCCCCCGGCGGCCGCUCCGGAGCCAAACUCCCUCCCUGCAACGCGGGAGGGAGGCCCAAAGCCCUCCCCUAAGCGCCCAGCAUUGGCCUGCACCCUGCGUCGCCUCCAGGUCCCAACGACGCGAUGACCCGAGCCGGCCACGGCCACCUCGACCCCCGGGGAGGAGCGGAGAUCGGAGUGGAAGAGGCGGUGUGGCCAGGACCCUCGGACCCUCCAGGCCGCUACCUCCGUGACCCCUCCCCUGCAAGGGAUUGCCCCGACCGGCCUUGCCGCCCCCCCCCCCCCAUCGCGCACUCGCGAAUUUCAUCUCGGGGGGCGGAGGGGCGGCAACAACGUCGGCCUCGGAGAAAUCGUGCGUAGGGAGCGGAGCGUCCCGUUGGUGCAGGUCGUCGUCUCCAUCCGAUGAGCAUGGUCGCAGGGGGGAGAGCGCGCGGUAGCUGCGCAGGGCUGUGCAGGUGCGCAGGGCUGUGCAGGUGGGCUGGGUUGUGCAGGUGCGCUGGGUUGUGCAGGUGCGCUGGGUUGUGGAGGUGCGCUGGGCUGUGCAGGUGGGCUGGGUUGUGCAGGUGCGCUGGGCUGUGCAGGUGCGCAGGGCUGUGCAGGUGCGCUAUGCUGUGCAGGUGCGCUGGGCUGUGCAGGUGCGCUGGGCUGUGCAGGUGCGCUGGGUUGUGCAGGUGCGCUGGGCCGUGCAGGUGCACUGGGUUGUGCAGGUGCGCUGGGUUGUGCAGGCGUGCCGAGCCGUGCGGUGUAGCGAUGCCGCACGACGCGAGCGGUAGAUCGAGCGGUGUUCGCCCGCGGGCCCUCGCCGCACAGGUCCGGCACGGCCAGAAACCAGGUGCUGCGCUUACUCGAAAUAGCGUGCGUGUGCGUGAGUGGGCGCUGGCACGCGUGUGCGUGUGUGCGUCCCCGUGUAUCUUUGUGUGUGUGCCUGUGUGUCUGUAUCAGUGUGUGUCUGUGGAUUUGGCUGUAAUCGCACCUUCUGCUGAUGUAUACAACCUGGAGGUAACCCCCUCACUUGCACACGGUCAUGGAUACACAAACACAGAUGCACAUUCACAGAAAGGCAAAGCUUCCUAGUAUAGCCUUUAACAGACUGUUGGGGCAAGUGCUGUUAGUGGACACGGCCCACGAGGGGGUGGGUGGCCAGCACCAUGCCCCGCCGCGUUUGUCUCCCCGGAACUGAUGUUUACACACCGCAUCAGGUACUCAUUUAAGGCUGAGUCGACCUCCAUCAUGUCGAUCGCCAUCAUGUCCAUCAUUACCAUCAUCGCCAUCAUCACCAUCAUCACCUCCAUCACCAUGAUCAUCAUCAUGGCCAUUACUAUCAUUCACCAAGGCCCCAUUACCACCAUCCAUGCCCUGCUCUGGCACCCCCAGUUAAUCGCACUGAUGGCUGAGCAGGUGUAUUGAUAUCCCAUACCGGUGUAUCUGGUUGGUGUAAGUAUCACUCAAACACACACACACGCCAACACGGGUACAUACGAACACACGAAGGUCAACACAAACUGUUGGGGCAAAUGCCGCUCUUGGCCACGAAUCAAACUCUGGUCACAACGCUCUCACACACACACAGGCCUCCGUUGGUUUUGUUUAGCCAGGUGAGACCACAAUAGGUCAGGCCAGCGGGUGGGGGUGGGAUAGGGGCGGGGGGGGGCUGUGGCUGCAGCUGUGUGUGUGUGUGGGCAAGAUCCCAAUCGACUCACGUGCGACGAGGUUCACCGAUUUGACAAAAGACGUGGACCCCCUGCCCGCGGCCGGCACGCGAUGGCCCCGCCUCUUGCCAAUGACGUCACGGGGAACCCCUGUGACGUCAUUGUUGUGCCCGCGGUAAUAACCAGGGGCGGCCGAUGGAAUUCGAGCCGUGAACCUCUAACAACAACUAGCGGCGGUGGGGAGGGGGGGGGGGCGCCGCCACCCUCAUACAGACAAAGGUGUUCCAUGUAGCUCGUUUACAAUUGGUCUCGGGGCAAGUGCUGCGAGCGAGCACCUAUUAAGACGCCCGCGGCGCACGAGGAGGUGGUGUGGCCAUUGCCACCGUCCGACCUCCUUUGUAUCCCUCGUGUUGAUAUUUACGAACACGUUUAGGGCUGAGACGCCCUAGGGGAGGCCCAGGAGACGUUUAUAAUUCUUGCCACUGAUGAUAGCCGUGUACCAGGGAAUCGAACUUGGACGAGCGGGAUGACAGCACAGUGCGCUCACCAGUGCGCCACCGCUCCCCUGCUGCAUGCACACAAAGACAACAAAUACUACAACAACAACAACAACGCCUGCAUUCAACUAAGUGACGGUGACUUCAUCACGGUGCUUGUACCAGGCUAGGUGCACUUUCAGGCCAUCGCUGGCAGGAGCCCCCCCCCCUCUCCCCCCCCAGGUGUUACGGGUUAAACUGAGAUGACUGGCAAAGGCGCCACCUGCAUACAAAGAUCCCCCGUAUAGCCUUGCACAGACUGUCGGGGCAAGUGUUCUUAGCGAGCUUCUAUGAAGAAGGCCGGCACGCCACAGGAGGGGUUGAUUGGCCAGCACCACGGCCGCCCGCCUUUGUCUCCCGAGUGGCGAUGUUUAUACACCGCACCAGGCACUCAGAAACGGUUCAGACAAUCGUCACGGAUGUGGGCCGUGAACGGGAAUCGAACUCGGGUCGUCGGGCUCGUAGCGCAGCGGUUUGAGCCACCACUGCGCCUCCAUACGUACGUACACACACACGCGUGCGCUCAUGGACCCAUCCACACACACACACUCGUGUGCGCGCAUGGCCCAAUCCACACACACACGUGUCUCCACGUGGGUUCUUGGUCUCAGCCCGAGGUGUCGUCUGUGUGUGGAUCAAUUAACUUCCUUGCAGUGGAAUUGCCCCCCCCCCUCCCCCCAGAUAAUUCCUCUGAAGCCAGCGGUGGAGAAACUUACGGCCACGUGGGCCAACUUGAUGUCCCGUCUAGCCGGGGCCACCAGGGGUCUCCCAACUUUAGGCACGGCCCGCAAACGAUGUUGUCACUGCAAGGCAUCUUAUGACCUGGCAACACCAUCAUCACCACCACCAACACCACUGUGUUGAAGCGUGGCCAGGCACUGCAGAAGGGCCUCUUGCAGUGACUGAGCUGUGCGUGAAAAGCGUGGCCCACCAGAGGCAUCACAAUCAUCGUCACAGCCAUCGUCUCUCCGCUGCCAAGUUGAAGGCCUCUUCCGCUCUGCCUCCCCCCUUCGCAUUUUCAGACUUCGCGAGUGCCGCGUCCCCUGUGAGUGGUGGUGUCGAGCGGUAGGGGGUGUGGGGGCAUCACGCGGUGAAUUCCCCCCCACCUCCACCCCCCAUCCCACCAAUUCCCCCUCCCAUAUAAACAAAUCUUCGGCCAUAUCAGAAACCCCCAUCAUAGUUCUAAAUUGAAGGCGCCAGUUCUCUCCGUGGAGUUCGUGUUUGUUCUCUCGCCCGUGUCCUGCAAUGGAUUUCGCUCCGGUGACCUCCCCGUAGCUAAACCCACCGCGCGCAGUCUCUGCCCUCGGCGUUGGCCACGAGCAUCCCAAUGUAGCAGGCAGGAGCCUCCUUAAUACACACAAAACGAAUCCCGUGGCUCUCCCCUGGGUAAUUAGGUCCAGAGCCUCUUCCCCCAAAUUGCCGAGCCUUUUGCGUACAGAUCCACCCCGCGUAUUAAAGGUCACCCCCCCCCUACAUAGCAGAGCCCCCCCGCCCCUACCCACAAUAUAACAGAGCCCCCCCCCCCGCUCAAGUGUAGCCACCUCCCCCCCCCGUGCCUUCCUCGGCCACCGUAGAGAGAAGGGCCCCAAGGUGAAUGCAGGUCCCGUUGCCUUCGUCUCUCUUCGUCUUCUUCUCGACAGAAGCGCGUUUCCGUGUACAUACGGCCGUGUACAGACGUCGCGCAACUUGUGUUCGCGUGUCCCUUCUUCGCUGUGUCGCUGUUGCCAGUCUGUGUGUGUGUGGGUACUCUAC
Messenger RNA from Lethenteron reissneri (Far Eastern brook lamprey), 11877 nucleotides. RefSeq names its product A-kinase anchor protein 6-like. The record is from RefSeq and is a predicted model, not a curated record. NCBI's taxonomy places the organism in Eukaryota, Metazoa, Chordata, Hyperoartia, Petromyzontiformes, Petromyzontidae.